This is a messenger RNA of Punica granatum (pomegranate), 1344 nucleotides long. The record is from RefSeq and is a predicted model, not a curated record. Lineage: Eukaryota; Viridiplantae; Streptophyta; Magnoliopsida; Myrtales; Lythraceae.
AUGACAACGUCGAGCACGGACAGCUCGCAAACCUCAGAAUCUCCAGAGAGCCCUCAGAAACCUUCAGUCUCCACUACAAACUUGAGGAAGAGAGCGGUUUCGAAGAACAAACAAGAGGAAGAAGAAACCGUCAUUGCCAACAGAGACAAUUCGUCCCCAUCACCUCAACAGGAAGAUGUGGAAUCUGCAUUUCUUGGGAUCCAAGAAACCGUGAAGAACAUGAGGAAACUGUUCCCAAUACUUGCAAUGGGUCUCUUAACUCUGUUCCUAAUUAAUUUGCUAGUACGACCAAUUGGAACUGGGAAACCAAGAUCGGAUUCCCAAGAAAAGAGCAUUUUUCCUGCUGAGUUUGGCGAGCAUGUGACUGAAUUCGAGUCUGUAAUGCAGAAACUGCGUGAUCAAGUGGAGGCAUUUGACGAAGCAAGAAAACUUAUGCAAGAGAAAUUGGAAUCAUUGGAAGAGAAAUUGGAUUCACUGGACGAGAAAUUGGCAAGGAUGGAUUCGGAAAAUUCUGUGACCCAGACAGCAUUGGAAAACUUGAAGCUCGAAUUGUCCGAGUUCAACCAAUCCUUGUCAGAACUUCACAAAGUUCCUGACAAUAUAGCUGGAAAUCUAAAUGAAUCAACACUAGCCCAAAAAUUCGCCAAGAUCUCGGAUUUUACAAGAAUUUUGGUAGAGGAAGAAAUUGAAAGGCAUGAGGCAGACGGGAUUGGCAAAGUAGACUAUGCUUUGGCCUCAGGAGGAGCAACCAUUUUAAGACACUCAGAACCCGAAUUUCCUGUCAAUGAACACAAGCACUUGGUCCAUCCCGACGCGAUUAAAAUGCUGCAACCAAGCUUCGGGGAACCAGGUCACUGCUUCUCAUUUAAGGGAGAUUCUGGGUAUGCAGAAAUUCGAUUGAGGACUGAAAUUUUUCCUGAAUCGGUCACAUUGGAACAUGUUUCGCACAGAGUCGCAUACAAUUUGUCCUCUGCUCCGAAGGACUGCAACGUUACUGGUUGGCUUGAGAGAAACGGUUCGGCUUCUGUGAAUGCCCAGAAUGAGACAAUCGAGGUGCAUAACUUGGUGAGUUUCAGGUAUGAUCUCAAGAAGAAGAACUUGCAGACAUUCGAGGUCAAGAAGAAGUUGAAUUAUUCGGAGGAAUUGGUGGUGAGUGUGGUGAGGUUUGAGUUUGCUUCGAACUAUGGAGGCAAUCAUACUUGCAUUUAUCGAUUCAGGGUCCAUGGACAUGAAGCCAAUGGUGCUUUUGGGAGGGUCCGUAGAUGUCGAAAUUCGGCAACGGGUAAAUUAUUAGUAAAUAGAUCAGUUUUGUUGUUGGCUAUGUUUGUGUUUCUUGCCAUUUAG